Macadamia integrifolia is the source of this 2745-nucleotide messenger RNA. Its product is annotated as putative pentatricopeptide repeat-containing protein At1g09680. The coding region runs from base 93 to 1865 and encodes 590 amino acids. NCBI's taxonomy places the organism in Eukaryota, Viridiplantae, Streptophyta, Magnoliopsida, Proteales, Proteaceae. The transcript has a single exon. The record is from RefSeq and is a predicted model, not a curated record. Gene Ontology annotation, molecular function: protein binding.
GUUUAAAGUGUAAACCGUGACCUGAACUGCAAGUAACUCCAGAGUCUCAAUUCUCUAAAAACCAGAAGGGCUUAAACGUGGAGCAAAGAGAGAUGAUUACUUGGAAACUAGUUAGGAAGCACCAACUCCUCUGCUCUCCACGAGUUGGAUUUUACUUCUCCACCUGGUUUAAGCCUCAACUUGCUGACCAUGAUCCUAUGCUCACAACCAUCUCAGAAGCCAUCAAGAACACUCCAACAAAGCAUCUUGAUUCCUCCCUCAAGAAGCUAAUCCCUACACUCACAGCUCGCCAUAUUAUCGAUCUGAUCACCCACAACCCACUCUCUCUUGACCCACCUUCUCUUCUCUCUUUCUUCAGAUGGGUUUCUUCGCAACAGGGUUUUCGCCACACCAUCCAAUCUUACUGCACAAUGGCCCAUUUCCUAUGCACUCACCAAAUGCUAUCAGAAGCCGAAUCUCUCCUUCAUUUUGUCAUCUCUCGGAAGGGGAAGGACUCAGCUUCCUCUAUCUUUGCAACAAUUGUUGAAACAUCAGGUACCCAUCAGCCCAAUUUGGUGUUUAAUGCUCUGAUGAAUGCGUAUAUCAAUUCUGGUUUCGUCUCGGAUGCAAUUCAGUGUUUCAGAUUGGUUAGAAAGCAUGGGUUUCGAAUCCCAUUUCAUGCCUGUGGUAAUCUUCUGGAUCACAUGAUGAAGACGAAUUCAUCUGCCGCUGCUUGGGCUUUCUACUCAGAAAUUUUGGGCUGUGGGUUUCCGCCGAAUAUCUACACAUUCAAUAUUUUGAUGCAUAAAUUCUGCAAAGAGGGUAAGUUGAAGGAAGCCCAGUUGAUCUUCCAUGAAAUUAGUAAGAGGGGUUUGGUUCCAAGUGUCGUUAGUUUCAAUACUUUGAUCAAUGGGUACUGCAAGUCGGGGAAUUUGGAGGAAGGAUUUAAGUUGAAGAACAUUAUGUCGGAAGCAAAUAUCCUUCCUGAUGUUUUCACCUACAGUGUUUUGAUUAAUGGGUUAUGUAAAGAGAGUAGAUUAGAAGAUGCAAAUCAACUAUUCAAUGAAAUGUGCCAGAGAGGGUUGGUUCCAAAUGAUGUUACUUUCACUACUUUGAUUGAUGGGCAGUGCAAGAAUGGGAGAAUCAAUGUGGCCAUGGAAAUUUAUCAGCAAAUGUUGAGGAAAGGAGUGAAGCCUGAUAUAAUUACCUACAAUACACUCAUCAAUGGCUUAUGCAAGGUUGGUGAUUUGAGAGAAGCAAGAAGACUUAUGCAAGAGAUGUCAAGUAAGGGUUUGAAACCUGACAAGAUCACAUACACUACUCUCAUUGAUGGGUGUUGCAAGGAGGGAGAUUUAGAGUCGGCUAUGGAUGUAAGAAAGGGUAUGAUUGGCCAAGGUAUUGAGCUUGAUAAUGUAGCUUAUACAGCACUUAUUUCAGGGCUUUGUAGAGAAGGACGAGUUGUUGAUGCAGAGAGGACAUUGAGGGAGAUGUUAGGAGCAGGUUUGGUACCAGAUGAUGCUACUUAUACAAUGGUGAUUGAUGGGUUCUGUAAGAUGGGGGAUGUGAAGAUGGGUUUUAAGUUCCUCAAGGAGAUGCAGAGUAGCAGCCGUGCACCAGGUGUUGUAACCUACAAUGUGCUCAUGAAUGGGCUCUGCAAGCAGGGGCAGAUGAAAAAUGCUAAAAUGCUUUUGGAUGCAAUGCUUAAUCUAGGGGUGACUCCAGAUGAUAUCACUUACAAUAUUCUGUUGGAAGGACAUUGCAAACAUGGAGACCCAGAAGAUUUUGAUAAACUACGUAGUGAAAAGGGUUUGGUCUCUGAUUUUGCAGCUUACAGUUCACUAAUUAGUGAUAUAAGUAAAGAUGUGAAGAACCGCCAAAAAAGAUGAUUUGAGUUCCCUUUUUUUUAACAUUCAUGCUUUAGUGGGUAGCAUGGGCUGUGAGUGAUACUGAUGUCGCGGAUUAAGGUUGUGUUUGAUAUGCAUUCUAAAUCGAAAACAUGUUCUGAAAUGUCAAAAACAUUGUUUUACGUUCCCGUUCUCAGAUUCUGGAAUGCAUCGAAGAACGAAGCCCAUUCUAGGAUGCAUAUUUUUACCCAUUGUGCACUCAUGUUCUGGUGCAAGUGGUGAACAGCCUACGCGACUAUGAAGAGAUUGUCAUGAUCAUGAAUAACCAAAAUGACUGCGAGGAAAGCCUUCACCUUUGGUGGCUUACACUUCCCCACGCAGACACCGUGUGGAUUGGCCUUCUAGGUGUUCCUUAUCUUUUCUUCUUCGCUGGAGAAGCAAUGAAGGCUUAGCCUCCAAGAAAGUAAGCAAGCUACCAAGAAUUCUGAUAUCAAGUGUGAGUGAAGAAAGCAGGGCAGUGGCUACAGUUUGAGAAACUGAAGAACAAAAGUCUGAAGUUCUCAGGAACACAAACAUGCGGAUACCAACCUGAAAGGUUUUCCCUAAACAGAAUCAGGAGAAACAGAAACAACUGUUGGGGCUUGUCAAUCGAAGAUCAUUGAGUGUGAGAAAGAGAUCAAGUAAGCUCAUCCUGAGGAAUGAUUCCCAAUUUCCCUCUUCUUUACCUCUUAAAAGUAUCUUAAUUCUAAGAUAUAAGUUGGACCAAAAAUUGGUUCUCUUUUUUCUUUAUUUUCCCUUUUACUGAAAAAAGAAGAAAGAGGGGGACGGGCCUCUGUCUGUGUAAUUGUUUGUUUUCCAUGUGUUUGAACAAUGCUGUCUUAUUUUUUAGUACUGCUGCUACCAUCUUCUCCUUGGUCUGCUU